Molecule: messenger RNA, 1317 nt
Organism: Penicillium angulare
Lineage: Eukaryota; Fungi; Ascomycota; Eurotiomycetes; Eurotiales; Aspergillaceae
Product: chalcone isomerase domain-containing protein
Exons: 1
Coding region: 1-1317 (438 amino acids)
Molecular function (GO): intramolecular lyase activity
Source: RefSeq, a predicted model, not a curated record
AUGCCACCUCCACUACGAGCUGUACCCUGGCGCACCUGCCAAAACGCCACCCGCCAUUAUCUUCGCAAUGGUUCCAGUUCACGAUAUAUCUCAACCACGAAUUGCCUUCGGUCUACCAAACAUGUCGGCAGUAACCCCCUCCGUUCGCGAGCUUCCGCCAAUCCCGGGAAGGAAGAACUACAUGUCUCGAAGUAUCGAAGAUCGGUGGCGCUGGCUGCGGCUGGUAUUUUAACCUGCGCAGCUGGUAUGUACGGUGUGAUCAAACUGGAUGUUUUUGGCCUAGAGGCACAUGAAUCUACCAAAAAGAACGCACGUGCGACAGACACCCCGAAGCCGAACGAGGUUAAACUUACACAAACGCAAAACGGCGCGAUGAAGAUGGAUGGACCUGCUGGGUUCCCAAGUGACGGAGGGCCAUCUGUCAUUCCCCUCCAGGGUCAAGAUCUUGUCGAACAAGUCGCGACUAACAACAGCUCUGUGCCGUAUUUCCCCACCACAAUUCGCCUGCCCUCGAUCGCUGGAACGGACAAUAAAACGGCCGGGGAUGAAGUUUCAACUUCUGAUGGAGAUGAGUACCAAUUGUUAGGUUUGGGAAUCCGCUCGGUUUCCUUCCUUUCGAUCCAAGUGUACGUUGUUGGGUUGUAUGUCGCGAAGGGAGACAUCACCGAGCUACAACAGCGUCUGAUACGAACGGCAGUUCAUCCACCCGUUGCAUCCUCGGAUGAAGCUGCUGCUAUUUCUGGAGCUGGUGCGGAUUCAGCGACAUCUCUCGUCCCCCCAGAACGCCAGCAACUAAAGGAACUUCUCUUGGACGCGGAGCACGGAGAUGCCGCUUGGACAGCUAUCUUGAAGGACAGUGGCAUCCGGACUGCGUUCCGCAUUGUCCCGACACGCAACACUGACUUUAUGCAUCUACGCGACGGUUGGGUUCGCGGGAUUACUGCCCGUGCGCAGCAGAAAAAGCCUGCGCCCGGGACGACGGAGCCUGGCGAAUUCCAGGAUGUGGAAUUUGGAACUGCCAUGAAUGAUUUCAAGGCCGUAUUUGGUGGGGGUCAACGAAAGAGUGUCCCCAAGGGCCAAACAUUGUUUUUACUUCGUAAUGCUCAUGGUGCCCUCGAUGCGCUGUUCCAACCUGACCCUAAGAAACCAAUGCACUGGAUGGGUCGCGUCACUGAUGAACGAGUGAGCCGACUGGUUUGGCUUAAUUACUUGGCUGGAAAAACAGUGUCGAGCGAAGGUGCACGAAAGAGUAUUGUCGAUGGUCUCAUGACUGUUGUUGAACGACCAGUUGGUACCGUUGUGCAACGCGUGGUAUAA